Saccoglossus kowalevskii is the source of this 960-nucleotide messenger RNA. Its product is annotated as receptor-interacting serine/threonine-protein kinase 1-like. Lineage: Eukaryota; Metazoa; Hemichordata; Enteropneusta; Harrimaniidae. Gene Ontology annotation, molecular function: protein serine/threonine kinase activity; ATP binding. Gene Ontology annotation, biological process: protein phosphorylation. The record is from RefSeq and is a predicted model, not a curated record.
AUGCUGAAAGACGAGGCACGUACAAUGACUAAGUUCCGUUCUCCGUAUAUAGUCCAAAUAUUGGGUGUAGUGAUGCAUCCAUCUAACUACGCACUUGUAUUGGAAUACAUGUGUCACGGCUCAUUGAGGGAAUACCAAAAGAAUAAUGACGUCAGCUGGCCAACAAUAUUAGGUCUUGUGCACGAUGUGAUACUGGGAAUGAAUUAUCUGCACAAAACUGUAGGGCUUGUGCAUCGUGAUGUGAAGAUUGACAACAUACUUGUUGACAAGGGACCUAAAGCAAAGAUUUCAGACUUUGGGUUAUCUGUAUGGCAUGAAUAUUCAAAAAUGGUACCAAGACGUUCAAGAGUAUCAACCACAUCUGGAGACCAGGGAGCAUAUUGUACAGUGACUCAUAUAGCCCCAGAAUGUCUUGAGGAUAUCAACAGAAAGCCAGAUAAUAAACGUGACGUAUACAGUUUUGGUAUCACAUUAUGGGAGAUUGUUACGAAGAAAUACCCGUAUGGAUGGUUUUGCCGAGAAAAUAUUUGUAACAACUGGGGUUCCGAGGCCUGGGAUGCGUUCCAGGGCCGCGUGCAAAUUGCUGAGACUGACUGCGUCGCUCGGGUUUGUAGCAGUCGCGCAUCCAGUAAAAUCAGUGUGAGUGAGUGGUGUCUUAGCAUGAGCGGAAAGUCCUCCCACUCGUCUACCGGUGCCUUGUGUUCCGUGGCGACGAGUGAGAGGCGCGACAGUGGAGGUCUCACGAUUUCUAGGCCCCCUGCUGAUCAGAGGGCAUCCUCGCAGUCUGCUUCUGCAGGUGAUGGUUUGUCCGAUCAUACCGGCAACAGCGAGGCUGUGCCCGUGGAGGUUUUUACUCCAACGGGGCCUGUUGCGGGUCCCUCUGUGGAUCUGUCCUUGCACGGCGCCGGGUUUGCCUUGCUGUCACUUCCGGGAUCCAGAUGGCGGGAUCCAAAGCAAUAG